Messenger RNA from Lineus longissimus, 5306 nucleotides. RefSeq names its product organic cation transporter protein-like. The transcript is spliced from 8 exons. The coding region runs from base 1380 to 3122 and encodes 580 amino acids. Gene Ontology annotation, molecular function: transmembrane transporter activity. Gene Ontology annotation, biological process: transmembrane transport. NCBI's taxonomy places the organism in Eukaryota, Metazoa, Nemertea, Pilidiophora, Heteronemertea, Lineidae. Gene Ontology annotation, cellular component: membrane. The record is from RefSeq and is a predicted model, not a curated record.
UAGUGAGAGGGUCGGUAGGUGAUAAAGCUUGGAACCAGUGAAACCUUGAAACCAGUGAUAAACCUUGGAAUCAGUCCUAAAAAUGCAUAAAAACAUGAAAUAAUGCAAUUUGAACCUAAGGUGGUUACGAAUCAAUAUUUGGAGUUUAUAUUUACAUGAUCAGAUCGGAAUUGACGGGAGUUUAGAAAUUAUGAAUAGUGUAGAGAUAUUUUCGUGAUGUAACCAGUUCUAAGCGGACACGAGGCUCCUAGGGAACUAGCUAGAGUGAGGGCAGGAUCAAGUGACCAAGAAAAACAAGAAGUCCGGUAUUCUUUCUGAACUUUGUUGCACUUCAGGUUGUAGUUUACGUACACUCACAUAUCAGGUCGGGUCGUCUCUGAGGCGUUGGCUGGAGGGCCACGCUGAUAAGGGCAGACUAAUUGGAUGACAUGUGAUCAGCCAUCUCGAUUCCUAUUGGAUGGAUGUCAGGAUGUUGGCCCUCUGGACCACUGGGAGGUGGCGACCUUCCAAAAAGUCAUCCCUUAAUCGACGUAUCCCUCAUAACAAUUCUAAAUUAAACUUUUAUAUUAAUAACCAGCAUGAGUCUAUUAGUAUUUCUAAUUGCCAUGCUGGUUGAUGGUAAAAUAAAUACAUCAAAAUUAAUUUACUUCAUUAUCACCUCAUAACAGACACAUUUUUUUGUGAUUCCCGUGUGCAUGUUUGUCAUAUCUACUCAGAGCAUUAUAUAUACAAAUGAUUCUUCUGAUAAAAACGUUUUAUUUUAGUAUAUGGAAUACAAAACAAUCACAAAAGCUUACUUUUGCUUUCAUCGAAGAGCAAUAAUUAGAUAUUUGCAAAUGGCGGCCCGUCAUGAAAAUAAGUUUAUUUUUUAACGACAACAACACAUUUCCAAUGCAUUCAAUGAUGACGUCAUCCUCCACAAAAAGGUUGAUUCUGGAUCUACUGGCAAAUUGCUAUCAAUAAAGUCAGCUGGGACGAGAUUGGCAGUUGGGAGGGUAUAAAUCGUGGAAGGAACGCGCCCGAUUUCACGCGGUACUUGCACAGUGAUUCCACGGUUUAGUACUGACUAUUCCAAGGUUUAUCACUGGUUACAUGGUUUCACUGAUUCCAAGCUUUUUUCAACUACCUUCGUUUAGGCCAAUUUUGACAUUUCGUCAAGCUGUGAGGGUCGAGCGGUCGCAGCUACACGACACUUUUUGGUUGCCUAUACAUGUUGGCUUUGGGAGAGUUUUAAUUGGCCAAGUGCAAUAGGAAGGCAUCGAUUCUUAGUUUGACUGUAGCCUUAAUGUUACAUUGCGAUCAUUGUAUCAGGCAUUUCUCUUUCCUUUUUCUAUUCGAAAAUUAGACUGUUCAACUAGUAAUCAGUUGCUGACACUACAAUGACAUUGGACGAUGUUCUGGUCCGCCAUAUUGGACAUUUCGGCCGGUUCCAGGGCGUGGCAUUAUUCUUGACCGUCUUGAGUUCGCUACCCGCCGGGUGGCAUAUUCUGGCCUAUAUUUUCAUCAGCGGAGGAACACAGGAUUACUGGUGUGCAUUACCUACGGGUAGUUUUGGGAACGCUUCACAAGAGCAACUAAAGGAUAUAUUCAUUCCGAGUGAAAUUAAAAAUGGAAAAAGAAAGUUUAGCUCAUGUGAAAUUUACGACUUUGAUAUUAAGAAUGUUUCGAAGUUCACCUUGAAUAUUCUGCGUUCUGGAGAUUUAGUCAACGGAAGUGACGUCAGAGGAAACAUAAGCGAUAGGAGGCGCUGUGUCCAAUGGGAAUAUGAAAAUAAUGGGCGAUACUCUAGCUCGAUACUGACACAGUACGAACUUUAUUGUGAAAAGGAAUGGCUGAUACCCGUCUCUCAGAGUUGUAUUAUGGCCGGCUGGCUUUUGGGCAACUUUGUCUUCGGAUCAUUAGCAGAUCGGUUUGGCCGCAUGAGGGUGAUUCCAGUUGGAUUCCUAAUGACUUUCGUAAUUGGUUUGAUCAUGCCCUUCAUUCCUAACUAUUAUGCCUACCUUCUGUUUCGAUUUUUCCUCGGAGUUACUACUGGGGGAUCUUACACGGUGUGCUUCGUCCUACUUUUGGAAUACUGUGGCACGAAACACAGGGUCCUCUCCAAUAUCUCUUUCCAUGGUGGUUUCAAUGGUGCUGUGGUGCUUCUUAGCGGGAUAGCGUAUGCAAUGGCACCUGUUAACCAUAUUACCAUGCAAAUCAUCCUGGGAUGCGUGCCCUUUUGUAUGAUUUUCUAUAAAUUUAUUUUAGUCGAGUCUCCGCGAUGGCUUGUUUCGAAUCAGCAGUAUGACGAGGCCAGGAAAAACAUCAGAAAAAUUGCUAAAUUCAAUGGUCGCCCUCUCGCCGACGAUGUGGUUUUGGCAUUUCCUCAAGAUCGUGCUCUCAUCAAUGGAGAAUUGGAGAUGAUGUCUGAACACCCAGAGAAGAAGUAUACAGUUCUUGACCUGUUUCGGACACCUAACAUUCGGAGGGCAACAUUGGCUUCUUAUGUCCAAUGGUUUGCCUGCUCUUUUAUUUUCUACGGGUUGAUAUUCAUUGGCGGUUCUUUGGGCGCCAAUGUUUACAUCAACACCGCCAUAUCUGGACUCUGUGGUGUUGUGGGAGGCUUUGCGUCACUUCCGGUCCUAAAAUACCUCGGCAGAAGGACGACAGGAGUCUCUUCACUGUUCAUAAUGACAAUCUCAUUGUUUGCCUCUAUAUUCCUGAUAGGAAAACCAGAGUAUGAAACAUCACUUGUAGGUGUCGUCUUCGUGGGGAAAUUCUUCAAUAUUGUUGCAUUCGAUACCAUCUACCUCCAUUCGGCUGAAUGCUUCCCGACAUGCAUGAGAACCCUGGGUGUUGGGACGGGUUCCCUUUGGGCACGCGUUGGAGCGUUGUUGUCGCCUUUCAUAGCAAAGACAGCUACGAUUUGGCCAGUACUGCCAGUGAUCGUGUUUUGUUCCAGUAGCGCAGUGGCUACCUGCAUGGCGCUCCUGCUACCGGAAACAAGAGGACGCCAUCUACCGGAGACAGUCGAGGAAGGAGAGAGGUUUGCCAGGCUAUCACUGUCCUGUCCUUGGAGUCGGGUCAACGAAGGCGAAAAGACUGAUAUCGACAUCACUGAGGACUCAAAUUCACCGUGUUAGGUUAUUACCUCAAUUCUGCGCAAUAUAGCGGUUAUUCAGUACAUACAUUCCGAACUUUAAAAGGUUAGGGCAUAGUAUUUCAGAAAAUUUUUUUGAAAGACUCUGGAUAGGUUGAGAAUGGCGACUUAUCGCGGAUCCGGAUGAAAAUAAAACUUUGUAGAAAAAGUACGCAUUUUGUGUACACUUCUAUCUCACGUAAUAAGGAUCCGUGCUAAGACCCUGCUCUAAACCUCCCUAUUUUGUCUCAGCAGUAGACACAUAUGCUGCAAACAAUUCAAAGGUUGGUUCACCUUUGGCCGUGGAUGAGGGAUGAACUUCACCAGGAUGCAUGAGUGUAUGACAUUUUGUAUUGUGGAGAAAAUGGUAAGGCCUGUCAAAAAUGUCAAUGAUAAAAAACAUUCUGUUCAUCCGUCGAAUACUUAUCUCGAAGGCAUAUAGCAUGUCAAUCAUUUGAUUGAGUAAUACUAUAUUUUAUUAAAAUCUUACUGAUGUUGUACUAUUUGUUGUAUAGUAUAAUUAUCAUGAUCGACGAAUGAGGUAUUUUAAGAAAAAAUGACCCAAAAUCGGAUUUGUUAUUCUUGAAAUGACGUCAUCGCGGCUAAUAUUUAUAUGUCACGAACGUAUCUGUUUUGACCUUUUCUCAAACUGAGCAGAAAAUCUUCGUGCGUUUAGAGUAAGUCUUUGUGAUAUCAAUCUUCGGGUUCGGAACGUUGCUACAGAAAAGCCCGAUAUAUCUUGUGGUCCAAUAAAAACGCACCGAUCUUCAAGGCUAAAAAAAUCUAACCUUGUCCUUGAAUGUACUGAUUCCAGGGCAGCUGCUCGAGAUAGCCAAAGUGAUGACUGUCAUGUUCCAAUUCAACUGCGUCUUUCCCUGUCAGAUUCCACCCACUGUGACAGUGUCCCGCUGCCAUAUCAACAGCAGCAAAACUAUGGUCCAAGAUGUUAUUUGGUGAUAAAAAACUACCCACUGGUGCGGUUAACGUCUUUUGAUGAAACGUCCACCUACAACCUACCAUACACUUUGGGUAAUUCAAAUUACCAAAAGCCCGCUGAGGCCGGUGUAGAAGUUUAAAAUGUCCUAGGAUAGAAUUCCCGAGAAACAAAGGAUUCUAUUAUGCGCUUCAAUCUCUGAGCUAUGGACGGUCAGGGUCUCUAUAGCACCAUAUUGCAGAAUACAAUAGGGCCGGACACUUUUUCCAGGGGGGCAUUUGUUACUGUUACACCGGUCGUAUUUUUGCCACCGUUGGAAACCGCCACAGUGAAAUAGAACAGGUCAUGACACGAGAGAAAGGCGAGAAUCCGGGACAUGUUAGAAGAACUACCAAAUAAAAACAAAUGCGUGUUUUGUAUUUUUUUAAGUUAUAUUUUUUAUUAUAGAUAAACAUAACAAAAUUAUAUUUAAUACAGCGUGAUUGAAGUACAAUGUUUAUUAUGCUUUAUGUGCAACACCGAACCCCGUAAGUGGAUCCAUCACCUAGUCAUAGAAGAUGCAACAAGGCUCGUGGGAGCAUCUGCCAGAAAUGUCUUUAAUUUCCAACUUAGUUCUUCAAAAGUCAGCUUACAUGUUAUAACGGUGAAAUAGAAGGUUUUGGUCAAAUAUGAUUACCAAUAGAAAUUUUAAACUUAUGAAUGAGUUGAUUCAUUUGAAAGGUAAGUAAGCUUCUUCGUGGAAAGUCAAUUUUGGAAGUGAUUGUUAUGUCAACUGAUAGGCACCUUCCCCAUAGAGGUAUACGGUAUACUACACUAUACGCGAACAAUGGCUUCACAAAGGGUGCAUGACCAUGAAACUAUUGUUCGCGUAUAGUAUAGUAUAGGGUAUAGCUCUAUGGAAUAGGUGCCUUAUGUCAUGUCAUUAUUAAAGAAUAGUUUCAUCGACAUUUUACGCUGAUAGAUUUUACUUCGUUACUUAAUGUUCAAAUUCUGACUCUGAUACCACAACCCUCGAGAUGAAAUGAUUUGAUCUUAAUGACGUCAUACGAAUGCAAAACUGACAAUAUUGAGACGCGACAAUUUUCGCUCCAACAAGGGACUCGUGUUGUUAUUGUUAUUAACAUGACGUCACUAUUAGCAAACAUUUCGACCCUUUCCUAGAUUUGACUGCGCCACUCAUCUUUCGAAUUUAUCGAAUAUAUGAUGUAAAAAGUUACAGAAGAGGCGAUAAGUAAAUUUCGAAAAAAGGCCGAG